This is a messenger RNA of Zingiber officinale, 1804 nucleotides long. Its product is annotated as transcription factor bHLH96-like. Gene Ontology annotation, biological process: regulation of transcription by RNA polymerase II. Gene Ontology annotation, molecular function: RNA polymerase II cis-regulatory region sequence-specific DNA binding; DNA-binding transcription factor activity, RNA polymerase II-specific; protein dimerization activity. Bases 663 to 1601 code for a protein of 312 amino acids. Lineage: Eukaryota; Viridiplantae; Streptophyta; Magnoliopsida; Zingiberales; Zingiberaceae. The transcript has 3 exons. The record is from RefSeq and is a predicted model, not a curated record.
UAGUGUUUCAAUACCUAGCCAUUUUCUACUCAAAUAGGUUUGUCGUGUGCAUGCUGAAACUCUGUAGAUCGAAGCCCAGCUUCAUAGGUCGUGUGCAUGAUGAACUAAUACGUGAUCACCUUCAUGGAAGAAAGCCUGUAUCAUUUAUUAACUGCGGAGACUUCAUCUUUUAUUAGUUAGAUCUUCCAUGUUCUCAUGCCAUCGCUCAAACUGAUGAUUCUGCAUAUGACAGAGGGAGAGAGUUCCGUCAGUGCCAUCAUCAAAAUGAGUGAGAUCGUGACCACAUGGCCUACUCUUUAGACUACACUCAAAACCAUGCUCUGCACUUUGCCCUGCCUUCCAAGUGUGAUAGACAAAUCAAAGAGAAGCAUCUCUCUUCCAUGGCUUGCCUCUUUUAACUCUUUCACUACGUCCCAAGCCAUUAACACAGCAAGCACGCCCAAGCUUGCGCAAGUGACCAGUCGACCACCUUGUUAUUUGUUUCUACCCUUUUCCCUACCUCGCCUAACGUGACGACCUUGUUUUGUUUUCUGUCACUGAGGCCUUUAAAGCCUACUACUUCACCAGUUGCUACUUCCCUUGCUUCCAUGGAGGAAAGUUUCUUUUGGUUUUUCUGUGUGUUAGGCUUGAGUCCUCUUUCUUAGUGCUCUACCUGCAGAGCCAUGGCACUGGAAGCUGUAGUCUUCCCGCAAGACCUCUGUGGCUGCACCAUGAGGGAGUUGUUCGACACCGGAGGGGAGUUCUGGGGCUAUGGGGAAGAAGAAGAUGAUAACGAUCUAGAAGGCGAUGCAAGUGGCCAUGCUGCUGGGGAAGUCGUCAGGGGACAAAAUGGGGCUUUGGGCACCUCUUGCUCCACAACGGUGCAAAAUGUCGAUAAUUCCUCGUCGCCGGAGGCUGCCGAUGAGGCCUUCGACGUCAGGUCGAGGCCGGCAGAAAGUCGGAGAAAGAGGCAGCGGUGGAGGAGUCAGAAGAACCAGGAGGAGGUGGAAAUUCAAAGGAUGACUCACAUUGCGGUGGAGCGCAAUAGGAGGAAGCAGAUGAAUGAGUACCUUGCCGUGCUCAGGUCACUCAUGCCGGCCUCGUACGUGCAGAAGAGUGAUCAAGCAUCCAUAAUUGGAGGGGCAAUAAACUUCGUCAAGGAGCUCGAAAAGCUAGUUCAGACUCUGGAAGCCCGCAAAAGAAUCAAGCAACGAGCUGAUCCUGCUCCCUUUGCUGAGCUCUUCACCUUCUCCCGAUACUCAUCCAGCUCUUCUCAAAGGGCAAAGUUGGCCGCCGAUGAGAUAACCAGUGAGACUAAGAAGGCAGAGAAUAUGGCACCUGCGACUGACAUAGAGGUCUCCAUGGUCGACAGCCAUGCCAACCUCAAGGUCCUCUCACCGCGGCGACCGAAGCUGCUGCUGAAGUUGGUGGUAGGAUUGCAGAACCUCCACCUGAGCACCCUCCACCUCAAUGUCACCACCAUUGAUGACAUAGUCUUCUAUUCCUUUAGCCUAAAGGUGGAAGAAGAAUGCCAAUUGGCUUCAGUGGAUAAGAUUGCAACAGCAGUCCAUCAACUAAUUGGAAAGAUUCAAGAGGAGGCUGCCUUUGACUGCACCAUGUAACUGUGUUUUGAAGGCAACAUCUUUACUCUAGUAGUUUAGCUCCAAAUUCUUGUUCAGGGUCCCUGUUUCGCUGAACUGGUCUUUGUGCAAAUUUGUAGCUAUUUAGCCUAUGGUUUAUCCAGAACAUCAAGGAAGAUCUAUCGAAUUGUCAAAAAUGUUUUUUUUUUUUGAAUAAAUAUGAAAACUGAACCUGAAUGUGCUCG